AUGGGGAGCCUCUUCCAGAGGAUGAAGCCUUACAUGGCCAUGAUGGCCCUUCAGUUCGGCUACGCUGGCAUGAACAUUAUUACCAAGGUCUCACUCAACGGGGGGAUGAGCCACUAUGUCCUCGUUGUCUACCGCCACGCCUUUGCCACACUCUCCAUCGCCCCCUUCGCCCUCAUCCUCGAGAGGUCGACGCUGCCUCACCCGACCACACCUUCUAUUUCCACCAUAUCCAUUGAGAGAUCUCUCAAGCUGAUAGAAGAUUGUUUCUUGUCCUCUGUUGUUUCAGGAAGGUGCGACCGAAGAUGACUCUGUCGGUCUUCUUGCAGAUUUUUGUUCUUGCCAUGCUUGGGUUAGAACAAUCCCACACUGAGAGAUACAGAUUCGAACGAAUGGAGGAACUUAGCUAACGGGUGCUUGUUCUCUCCCUUCCAUUUUCCAGCCCGGUGAUCGACCAGAACUUCUACUACGCGGGGCUCAAGUUUACUUCUCCGACCUUCUCCUGCGCAAUGAGUAACAUCCUGCCGGCGAUGACCUUCGUUCUGGCGGUCAUCUGCAGGUUGGAGAAGAACUCCCUGCGUUCUGACGGUUCGUCAGCAAUCAGAGACUCAAUGGUUACUUACCCUGGUAAUAAUCUUCAGGAUGGAGAAGGUGGACAUGAAGAGGAUGAGAUGCCAGGCUAAGGUAGCGGGCACUGUGGUGACCGUCGCCGGAGCUAUGCUGAUGACUCUUUACAAGGGACCCAUCGUAGACAUGGUGAGGUCUCGGCCCUCCGACCACCAGACCGCCGCCUCUCCGACGGCAGCUGACGACUCCGACGACAAGAACUGGGUCAAGGGGUCUAUCUUCCUCAUCAUAGCAACUAUGGCCUGGGCAGCUCUCUUCGUCAUCCAGGUAAAGAGAUAGAUGGAGGAAUUAUAUUACUGGGCGAUCUCUAAUUAUCAUAAUCGAUGGAGGAAACCCUGACUAUGAGAUCUUCUUCGUCCUAUCCCAGGCGUUUACACUGAAGAGGUACUCUGCUCAGCUGUCCCUCACAACGCUGAUAUGCUUUGUGGGGACUCUUCAAGCCAUUGUCGUGACCUUCGUUAUGGAGCACAAGCCUUCCGCAUGGACCAUUGGUUUUGACAUGAACCUCCUCGCCGCUGCCUAUGCUGUAAGUAUCCCCCUCCCCCAACCCCCACACCCCCCGUCAUCUCUCUCUCUCUCUCUGUUCCUUUCUUACGUUUCUUCAUCCAUGCAGGGGAUUGUGACGUCGAGCCUCGCCUACUACGUCCAAGGCCUGGUCAUCAACAAGAGAGGACCAGUCUUCGCCUCAGCCUUCAGCCCUCUGAUGAUGAUCAUAGUGGCUGUGAUGGGUUCCUUCAUCUUGGCCGAGAAGAUCUACUUGGGAGGGUAAUUAGCUUUUAAUCCCUUCCAUCACCGCUUUUAAACCAUCAUCCUACUCCUUUUCUCUACAAAGCCCCAUAGUGGGUUCCUCCGGAAAACCCACCAUGCAUGAUUUGAGUAACAUAUUUCCCCUUUAUUUCCCACCAACCAAUAGCUGUCCCUUCAUAGCACAAAUCCUCCAUCUCACCUCACCAUCAACUUGCUUCCCUCUUGUUUCUCGGUUGGGUGCAGAAUUCUCGGGGCGAUUCUUAUCGUCGCAGGGCUUUACUCGGUACUUUGGGGGAAGUACAAGGAGAACCAAGAGAAGGAGGCCAGCCCCAUUCCAAUAGCUAUAAAGGGAAUGGAAGGCAAUGGCCAAGGAAUUGAAGGAGAAGAGAUGGAGCUCAAGAAGGCGAAAACGACCGAUAACAACAAGGAGACAAACUCCUCCCUCGGUGCUCUAAUGAAUGGUACUCCCAUGAAGACCAAGGAGGGGACAGACGUAUAA
This is a messenger RNA of Spirodela intermedia, 1870 nucleotides long. The record is from the annotation of a GenBank genome assembly. NCBI's taxonomy places the organism in Eukaryota, Viridiplantae, Streptophyta, Magnoliopsida, Alismatales, Araceae.